AAAAUUUCAAAUUAUAAUGUAAAAGUGUUCGUAAUUAGAAAAAGUAGGCAAAAAUAGCGGAUUAAGUCGAAAAAUGUUAAAAGGAGAUUACAAAAUGACGAAAACGCCCUCUUUCGGUAUAUCUUCGUGAGAGUCGCCGCUUUCACUCUGCUCUGUCACUUUUUCUUUUGCUGAGAGCUCUUUGUCUUCACUCUAAGAGAGAAUCGGAGAAAAAGAAAAAUGGAGAAGGUGUUAACGAAAGUGACGAGCUUCAAAGUGGGAGGUUCAUGGGUUUCGAAGAAAGCCAAGGAAGAGCUCUCCAACAUCACCAAUGACCUCACCACUUUCUCUAGUACCGUUGAAGAGAAAGCCAAAUGGGUUUUCAACAAGCUUAAAGGAAAGCCACUGAAAAGCUUACCAGAUUUACUUAAGGAAUACAACUUACCACCAGGACUCUUCCCACAAAACAUAAUCUGCUACGAAUUCGACGAGACCAAGAACAAACUCACUGUCUUCUUCUCUACACCGUGCGAAGUCACAUUCAAAGACGGAUCAGCGAUAAGGUACGCCACGCGCGUGAAAGGGAUCUUGCUUAGAGGGAAACUGAUGGGUGUUGAAGGGAUGAAGACAAAAGUGUUGGUUUGGGUUAAAGUCACGACAGUCUCAGUGGAGAGCUCGAAGUCAGACAAGCUCUGGUUCACUGCUGGUGUCAAGAAAUCUCGGUCCAAGAAUGUUUACGACACACCUCAUGACGCUAUCAAAGUCGUUGGAGAGUUGUAGAAUAUGUUGUUUUCAACGGUUAUUACCAUAUUUGAUUCAUAAUUGGUUGUAUUUGCAUCUUGGGAAGAGGUAUAUAUAUAACUCUCAUCUGGUUAAAUGCAUUUCUUGUUGGCCAUCCUAGAUCUCAUUAUCUCUUUUGUUUUGUUUCUGUUAUUUCGUGACUUGUAAGUUCGUACCAAGAAUAUGUUUUGUUACUAUUACAUCAAUUAAAUCCUUGAGAUAUCCGACUCA
Messenger RNA from Brassica napus (rape), 990 nucleotides. RefSeq lists its product as uncharacterized. The transcript has 3 exons. The coding region runs from base 220 to 759 and encodes 179 amino acids. The record is from RefSeq and is a predicted model, not a curated record. Lineage: Eukaryota; Viridiplantae; Streptophyta; Magnoliopsida; Brassicales; Brassicaceae.